This is a messenger RNA of Dipodomys spectabilis (banner-tailed kangaroo rat), 599 nucleotides long. RefSeq names its product acylphosphatase 1 (gene Acyp1). The transcript has 3 exons. The record is from RefSeq and is a predicted model, not a curated record. The coding region runs from base 117 to 416 and encodes 99 amino acids. Lineage: Eukaryota; Metazoa; Chordata; Mammalia; Rodentia; Heteromyidae. Gene Ontology annotation, molecular function: acylphosphatase activity.
GCGCCGCGGAGCCACCCCGCCGCGGGAUUCCGGUGUCCGCCCGGCUGGCGGGCGCGGGCCUGCUGAUCGCCGCGCUGGGCGCGCUCGGCCGCUCCCCGCGGGCCCCAGGUCCGAGCAUGGCAGAAGGGGACACCUUGGUAUCAGUGGAUUACGAAAUUUUUGGGAAGGUGCAAGGGGUGUUUUUCCGCAAGUACACGCAGGCUGAAGGUAAAAAGCUAGGAUUGGUAGGCUGGGUACAAAACACUGACCGCGGCACAGUGCAAGGACAACUGCAAGGGCCCAUCUCCAAGGUGCGCCAUAUGCAGGAAUGGCUUAAGACAAGAGGAAGCCCCAAAUCGCAUAUUGACAGUGCAAACUUCAACAAUGAGAAAGUCAUCUUAAGGUUGGAUUACUCGGAUUUCCAAAUUGUGAAAUAAUGGCCUGCAUUUUAAUUUUCUAAGAUAAACUUAGAAGGCUGGACAGAACUAUCCUGUGUUCAAUAUUUUUCAGUAAGUUAUUUUAGUGUAAGAUAUUUUGCUGUUUAAUAUGUUAUACAUAUGAUAGAAGGAUUGCAACUGUACAGUUCUCAAUAAAAUCACCUAAGACUCUUUUCUUUUACA